This is a messenger RNA of Colletotrichum karsti, 1626 nucleotides long. RefSeq names its product MFS sugar transporter. Gene Ontology annotation, biological process: carbohydrate transport; transmembrane transport. The transcript is spliced from 6 exons. Bases 1 to 1626 code for a protein of 541 amino acids. Gene Ontology annotation, cellular component: membrane. The record is from RefSeq and is a predicted model, not a curated record. Gene Ontology annotation, molecular function: carbohydrate:proton symporter activity. Lineage: Eukaryota; Fungi; Ascomycota; Sordariomycetes; Glomerellales; Glomerellaceae.
AUGGUUGCGCUCAAGCGUGCCCAAGAGACCGGGGCGGCGGACCCCAUCCUCACCCGCAUCUCGGAGGAGGACAAGGUGCCGUGGUACAAGAAGCCGAACCUGCGAUACCUCUACCUGAUGCUUUUCCCGACGUGUAUGGGUAUCGAGCUCACUUCGGGUUUCGACUCGCAAAUGAUCAAUGCGCUCCAGAUCGUGGAGCCCUGGAUAGAGUACUUUGGCGACCCGCAGGGCAGCUUGAAGGGCAUCAUCGCGGCCGCGUACUCGCUUGGCGCCAUCCUCUCACUCCCCUUUAUCCCAAUUGUGAACGACAAGUUCGGAAGACGAUGGUCCAUCUUUGGCGGUAGCUGUGUUAUGGUUUUAGGAGCUCUCAUCCAAGGAUUCUCUCAGCAUGUUGGCAUGUACAUCGUUGCCCGCAUGAUUCUAGGCUUCGGUAUCCCGACAUGUAUCGUCUCCGGCUCCUCCUUGAUCGGUGAGCUUGGUUAUCCCAAGGAGCGUCCUGUCCUCACCUCUCUUUUCAAUGUCGCGUACUUUGUCGGCCAGAUCACCGCCGCCGCCAUCUGCUUCGGCACCAACAACAUCCCGAGCAACUGGGCCUGGCGCAUUCCGUCUCUCCUCCAGAUCUGCCCGUCUCUGUUGCAAAUCGGCUUUGUAUUCUUCCUCCCCGAGAGCCCCCGAUGGCUCAUCACCCAAGACCGCGCCGAAGAAGCCAGCGAGAUCCUAAUCAAGUACCACGCCGAGGGCGACCCGAACUCCGAGUUCGUCAAGGCUGAGAUCGCCCAGAUGAAGACCGUCAUCACCCUCGAGAUGGAGGCCUCUAAACACUCCUGGAUGGACCUGCUCCGCACCGCCGGCAUGCGCCGCCGCUGCCUCAUCACCUCUAUGCUCGGCCUAUUCACGCAGUGGUCUGGAAAUACAUUGAUUUCUUAUUAUUUGGGGGACUUGCUCGGCAUGAUCGGCAUGAACAACUCCCUGACGAAGCAGAAGAUCAACGUGGGCAUCGCCUGCUGGUCCCUCGUCUGCGGCGUCACCGUAGCGCUGCUCGUCCGCAAGUUCCGCCGCCGCGUCAUGUACCUCGCCUGCACCAUCUCGCUGCUGCUCUGCUACAUCUCGUGGACCAUCUCCAUGGAGCGCGCCGUGCACGCAAAGUCCAACGGCUACGACAACGAGAGUGCCUCCAUCGCGACCAUCUUCUUCAUCUUCAUGUACUCGCCCUGCUACAACAUCGGAUACAACGCGCUGACGUACACGUACCUCGUCGAGCUGUGGCCCUACGCGCUGCGCUCGCGCGGUAUUUCCUUCUUCCAGCUGUUCGGGAGGAUGGCCGGUUUCUUCACCACCUUUGUCAACCCCAUCGGUAUCAAGAACGCCUCGUGGAAGUAUCUCAUCAGCUACUGCUGCUGGCUCGCGUUCGAGGUCGUCUUUGUGUACUUCAUGUUCCCUGAGACGGCAGGACGUACGCUCGAGGAGUUAGCUUUCAUGUUCGAGGAUAAGGCUCUUGCCGAGCAGGCCAACGGUGCUGUUGAGAAGGUUAUUCACCACGAGGACAUGGAGCCCAUUGGAGAGCGGAAGACCGCGACGGGCCAGGCUGAGGCUGUUGAAGAUGUUGGCAACAAGUCCAGGGUUUAA